This is a messenger RNA of Xenopus tropicalis (tropical clawed frog), 3598 nucleotides long. RefSeq names its product relaxin family peptide receptor 1 (gene rxfp1). Gene Ontology annotation, cellular component: plasma membrane; membrane. Bases 345 to 2627 code for a protein of 760 amino acids. NCBI's taxonomy places the organism in Eukaryota, Metazoa, Chordata, Amphibia, Anura, Pipidae. The record is from RefSeq and is a predicted model, not a curated record. The transcript is spliced from 18 exons. Gene Ontology annotation, molecular function: G protein-coupled receptor activity. Gene Ontology annotation, biological process: signal transduction; G protein-coupled receptor signaling pathway.
UUGGUCCGGCAGAUUAGCCACACAGCCCUUAUGGGCUCUUCAUGUGCACCGAGGUGACAGUGUGUUCUCAAUGUGAAACUUCCAGUGAGCGAAUGAGCCGCCCUGCAGUUCCCCUUCACUCCUCCCCCAGCCUUUCCUUCGGUCUUCCCUGAAUCACUGGCUCCUCAUGUCUGUGCAACAGCUGAGAGUGUACACACUGAGUGCAAUAACGCACCGCAGCACAGACGCACCGACAGAGGCAACAGCAGCCACCCCGGGGAGCCCCUGCCGCUACUCUCACUGGCUUUCCCUAUCACAGCCACACAGACUUCUCCUUUCUGAUUUACUUCUGCCAGGCUGGAGAUAUGCCACCUGGAUCCCUUCUCUACCUCUCUUGGGUUAUCACUCUCAAUCUUGCAUCUACCUCUUCUGAAAGCCAAGACAUCUCCUGUCCCCUCGGAUAUUUUCCCUGUGGCAAUAUCACUAAGUGCCUUCCUCAGUUUAUGCACUGUAACGGAGUGGAUGAAUGUGGGAACCAGGCAGAUGAAGACAACUGUGGAGACAACAAUGGGUGGUCCCAACAGCUUGAUAAACUUUUUGAAAAGCACUACGAGAAAAUUGGUUUGAAUGUAUUUGACUUGGAGAUGAAGCCAUCAGAAUGCACACUCGGGCCGGUGCCAACUCAGUGCUUGUGCCGAGGCUUAGAACUUGACUGUGAUGGAGCCAAAUUACGCACUGUCCCUUCUGUCUCUCCAAAUGUGACCAUUAUGUCUUUGCAGAAUAACAUGCUAAGAAAACUUGGGCCUGAUGAAUUCCGUAUUUUUCCAGAUUUACGCAAAUUGUAUCUGCAGCACAAUAACAUAAGAACAGUAUCUGUUCAUGCCUUUAAAGGACUCUACAACUUGACAAAGCUGUAUCUGAGUCACAAUGAAAUAACCACUCUUAAGCCGGGAGUGUUUGAAGAUCUGCACAGACUGGAAUGGCUGAUAAUUGAAAAUAACAAAAUUACCCGUAUUUAUCCCCAAACAUUUCAAGGGCUGAACUCACUCAUUCUUCUAGUUAUGAUGAACAAUUUCCUUGAACGGCUGCCUGACAAAUCUCUUUGCCAGCACAUGCCUAAAUUAAAUUGGUUGGACUUUGAAGGAAAUAAUGUCCAGAGUUUAACAAACACAACUUUCAUUUCCUGCGCUACCCUAACUGUUCUGGUUAUGCGAAGGAACAGAAUCAGCACAAUAAGUGAGAACACAUUUUCAUCUCUCUACAGACUGGAUGAGCUGGACUUAGCUAAUAAUAGAAUUGAAGCGUUCUCUCCAUCUUUAAUGAAGGGUGUAAAAGAAUUAUCACAGCUAAAUAUUUCCCAUAAUCCGAUCCAGAAGAUUCAAGCAGACCAGUUUGAUUAUGUAAUUAAACUGAAAUCGCUAAGCCUGGAAGGAAUUGAGAUUCCAAACAUUCAAAGAAGGAUGUUUAUGCCACUCAAAAAUCUAACUCAUAUAUAUUUUAAGAAGUUCCAGUACUGCGGCUUUGCUCCACAUGUGAGAAACUGCAAGCCAAACACAGAUGGGAUCUCAUCUUUGGAAAAUCUGCUAGCAAGUAUAGUUCAGCGUGUCUUUGUGUGGGUUGUGUCUGUAAUAACCUGCUUUGGAAAUAUCUUUGUCAUCUGCACAAGACCUUACAUUAGAUCUGAGAAUAAGCUCCAUGCAAUGUCCAUCAUGUCUCUCUGUUGUGCUGACUGUUUGAUGGGAGUAUACUUAUUUGUUAUUGGUUACUUUGACCUGAAAUACCGAGGUGAAUACAAUGAGAAUGCCCAAGCGUGGAUGGACAGCACACAGUGUCGGCUGGUUGGAUCAUUAGCUAUACUGUCCACUGAAGUAUCAGUUUUGCUUCUUACAUAUUUAACUUUGGAAAAAUAUAUUUGCAUAGUGUACCCUUUCAGAUGUCUGAAGCCUGGAAAAUGCCGGACAAUCACAACUUUGAUACUUAUUUGGAUUAUUGGCUUUGUAAUAGCAUUUAUACCCCUAAGUAAUCAAACAUUUUUUCACAAUUACUAUGGUACUAAUGGAGUCUGCUUCCCAUUGCAUUCGGAGCAACCAGAAAGCACGGCAGCACAGAUAUAUUCGGUCAUUAUUUUUUUAGGAGUAAAUCUGGCUGCUUUCAUCAUCAUUGUAUUUUCCUAUAGCAGCAUGUUUUAUAGCAUUCACCGGACAGCCAUCAUGGCAACAGAAAUACACAAUCAUAUCAAAAAGGAAAUGACUUUAGCAAAGAGAUUCUUCUUCAUUGUCUUUACAGAUGCACUGUGCUGGAUACCUAUUUUCAUACUCAAACUCCUAUCUCUGCUUCAGGUUGAAAUCCCAGGAUCCAUCAGUUCUUGGGUAGUGAUAUUCAUACUGCCAAUCAACAGUGCUCUCAAUCCAAUCCUGUAUACUAUAACAACUCGGCCAUUUAAAGAGAUGAUCGGCCAAAUCUGGAGUAACUACAAACAGAGACGCUCCAUUGGGAACAGGAACAGCCACAAGGCCUGUGCGCCCUCCUUCUUCUGGGUAGAAAUGUGGCCCCUGCAAGAAAUGUCUCCAGAAAUAAUGAAGCCAGGACUUUAUACAGACUCGGAAAUGUCAGUAACAACUCACUCCACUAGACUAAGCUAUACAUAAAUAAAUAACUGUCAAGCGACGACACAGUUGUCAAAAUUGUGGACUAGAACUGGAGUGCAAGGUUUUUUUUAAAAAGUUUACUUUUUUUAGUUUUUUUUUUUUACAAAAAAAAUAUAUACAUAUAUAUAUAUUUCAGCAGCCCUACACGGAACUUUCCAUCGCUGUUUUUGAGUUUACUCUAACCUAUAAAACACAUUGUUGAAAGAGACCAUCGCGCCUCAAUUUCUGAAGACUGAAUAUUGAUAUGGCAAAGCUUGCUUGGUGAAUGGAGUUAUCGCAUCGGGCCCACCGCCUUAAGGGUUACACUGCUGUGAGAACUUCACGGCAUUAUAGUGGCAGAAAACAGCCAUUGAAAUGAACGCUAUACAUUGCUGAAGCAGUUGUUUUAAUGAUCUGACAAAGAAGUAUUCUGAAUGGUGACCUAAUGGAGCUGUUUGUAGCUAAUCAUGCUGUGAUCACCAAGAUCAUCAAGAUCUACUGUUGGACCACAAUCUACCUUUUGGGGGACCCCUGACCUACAGCUUUUAAGGAAAACCCAGUUAGAAAUUGGCAUAUUUCUACAUUGUAUAAUUAUUUAGCAGUUUAUUCAAAUACAAGCUGAAUACCUUCAUGGAAGGUGCAGAAUAUGUUACUUAAGCAUUCACAACAUUGUUUGGUACAAAAAUAAGUAAACAUGUUGCUUUAUGUAUAAGGGCAAAAAAUCUUUUUCCUAAAUGUUUGGAACAAAAUGUGUAAACUUUCCAGCGAUUUACAAAUCAAAACAUUUUACAAAUACAGGUAUGAAACCUGUUAUCUGAAAACCCAUUAUCCAGAAAGCUCCAAAUUACAGGAAGGCCAUCUGUUAUAGAUUCUAUUGUAAUCAAAUACAGGCAUGGCAUCAAUUAUCCGUAAACAAGAACUUUAUACACAAAGUUCCAAAUUACAGAAAAGACAUCUCCCAUAGAUACCAUUAUAAGCAAAUAAUUCUAAUU